Messenger RNA from Fonsecaea multimorphosa CBS 102226, 1242 nucleotides. RefSeq lists its product as uncharacterized. The record is from RefSeq and is a predicted model, not a curated record. The transcript has a single exon. Bases 1 to 1242 code for a protein of 413 amino acids. Gene Ontology annotation, molecular function: protein binding. NCBI's taxonomy places the organism in Eukaryota, Fungi, Ascomycota, Eurotiomycetes, Chaetothyriales, Herpotrichiellaceae.
AUGAAUGCACUUCUCUCAUCACGACUGCGAGGGUCGCCAACAAUCGCGUGCCAGAGUCCACCCUCGGUGCAAGUCCAAGCCGGACGAACCUCGACCUUGGAGAGGUUGCCAGCCGAAGUUCUGCUGUGUAUCGUCUCCCUUUUGCCAACGAGCUCUGUCGCCUGUAUGAGCCUGACCUCAAAAUGGAACCACGAAGCCCUCUUCGACCAAUUUGAUCCAAAAUGGCGAGACAACGAUACAGAAAAAGCACGCUUCCUUCGGCUUCUAGAGGAGGACUUACCCGAGAUGAUGGUAUGCUGCAGCUGCAAUAUUCUGUACCGUUGGGAGAAAUCAUCGCGGUAUCUAUGUCCUAACCGUCAUAACCGCCAUGACCACACGUUGUUGAAGCGUGGCGCACCUUGGUGCUUUACCCACGAACCCGUCCUGAUCUAUCGUAAUGUGGUCGACGCGUUCCUGAGAGGAUUUGCCAAAGGCUCGCGAUACGGUCCGCAGCUCGAAGAACUAAAUCACACCUGCCAGUCGAAUGUCGUUGCACUCUUUCCCGAGGGCGUGUGUAUUAACAAGACGAUUGACGCUCGCGUUGUCAGAGGGAAGCUUUUACUUCACAGUGUUCACAACCUAUCCGUAUCAUUACUAGCUCAACCAUCGAGCCCUCUGAUUUCACGAGUCGAUCUAAGUCAAAUUGUCUCUAAUAGACUUUUAUCUGCAAUCUAUAAAUUCACCGCCAGAAUCGGCUGUACUCAUACUCCAGACAGAGUCCCCGCGGUCAUUUUAUAUGCGUUCCGGCUCCGGGUAGGCUGUUCCGGCGACCGAACGAGAAGCCUGGAUCUGUUGAGCUGUGGUCGCUGCGCCACCGACCUGCGAGUCCGGGUGGAACUGGACUGCGGCGGUACGUGCGCCCAAAUUGAAGUCGAGAUAUGGCAGUCUUUUGGAGGUCGAGGCUCUGACAACAGGGACGAGGCAGAGGAUGCACAUUUCUCUGAAGAACCUAUGAUAGAUGAGCCCUUCGAUAUUAAUCAUCCUCCUGUUCGCGACCUGGAGAAAGUGUUCAAAGGAGGAGUUAAAGGAGAGUGCGCAGGGUUGUGGUCCCCAAAUCAGCCUCGAAGUCGCCAGAGCUGGAUCCAGUUGUGGAAGUGGCACUAUGACCCAAUCAUGGCUCAAUUGCGCAGAUACGGUGUCCCCUGCAAUGAUGACAGGAUGCCAGCUCGAAUUCAAGACCAGGCGCUGCCCUUGCAAUGGUGA